AUGAGUGAAAGUAGAUACGAAAACUUUAAGAAAUAUUUCUUCGAUCCAAGCCCAACAAGCUGGAUCUGUGAAAUAGAUAAUGACUAUUUAUUGUCACAAGUCUCUUACUACGGCUUAAGUCAGUAUAUUACAUAUUAUUCCCAUUGCUGUGCUGCCUUGCGUGGUAAAAAGAUCGAUAUCAGCGAAUGUGAUGAUGCUAAAAAAGAACGAUUUAUUAAGAAUUGCAUUAAAUUAUACGGUUUACUGCACGGAAGAUUUAUUUUAACAGAAGAAGGCUGUUAUCAAAUGGAAAAGAAAUACAUGGCAGGACUUUUCGGAACAUGCCCAAGAUACAGCUGCAAACGCCAAAAUCUUCUUCCAAUCGGACUCACAACGAUUCCAGAAACUGAUACCGUUAAGUUAUAUUGCCCAAGGUGCCAUGAUAUAUACGAAUCUACAUCCAACUAUGAUGCUGCAUAUUUUGGGCCCGAUUUCCCAAUCAUGUUCUUGAAAAUGAACAAGAUGCCGUUACAUAAUAAUUUCAUACCAUUCAAUGUUAAUGCUUAUGCUAACAAUAAAUUAGGUGCGCCAGAUGUUGAACGCCGCCUUGUAAGAUGGUCAGAGAAAGCAAAAGAAAAAGAUGAUGAACAGAAAUAA
Messenger RNA from Trichomonas vaginalis G3, 636 nucleotides. RefSeq names its product protein kinase regulator protein. The transcript has a single exon. The coding region runs from base 1 to 636 and encodes 211 amino acids. The record is from RefSeq and is a predicted model, not a curated record. NCBI's taxonomy places the organism in Eukaryota, Parabasalia, Trichomonadida, Trichomonadidae. Gene Ontology annotation, molecular function: protein kinase regulator activity. Gene Ontology annotation, cellular component: cytoplasm; protein kinase CK2 complex.